AUCUUUCAUUUCCUUGCCCGAUGUCACCCGAGAACACGCAAGGCAAUGAUGGCGGCUCUCAGUGUGUCCCGAAGCAGCUUUGGACUGUUAAACGGUUUUAGGACGUCGUUUAGGACGUCUUUCAGGAGUUUGGGGCAAGUAAAACAUGGCGCAGUCGCUGCUGCAGUGCUACCGACGAACCUGCAACGGGACAGCCGCUGGUAUUCUGUCAGCCACCUGUCCGUUAAGGAAAGGAUUGACAAGAAACGGACGUCGGCGCUAGCCGGCGGAGGUCAGAUGAGAAUAGAUGCACAACACAAAAAGGGUAAGCUGACGGCCAGGGAGCGGGUGGAGCUUCUGCUGGACCCCGAGUCCUUUGUGGAGUCGGACAUGUUUGUGGAACAUCGCUGCUCCGACUUUGGCAUGGAGCAGGAUAGGAACAAGUUCCCAGGUGACAGCGUUGUGACAGGCAGAGGCAGGAUCAAUGGCAGGCUGGUUUAUGUAUUCAGUCAGGACUUCACAGUGUUUGGUGGCAGUCUGUCUGGAGCUCAUGCACAGAAGAUCUGUAAGAUUAUGGACCAGGCCAUGACAGUUGGAGCUCCGGUCAUCGGUUUGAACGACUCCGGAGGAGCACGGAUCCAGGAAGGAGUGGAGUCUCUGGCUGGAUAUGCAGAUAUAUUCCUGAGGAACGUAUUGGCUUCAGGAGUCGUCCCUCAGAUCUCGCUGAUCAUGGGUCCCUGUGCAGGAGGAGCCGUCUACUCCCCCGCCCUGACAGAUUUCACCUUCAUGGUGAAGGACACAUCAUACCUGUUCAUCACAGGACCUGACGUUGUGAAGUCUGUCACCAACGAAGACGUGACUCAAGAGGAGCUCGGUGGAGCCAAAACACACACCACCGUGUCUGGAGUGGCUCACCAUGCCUUUGAGAAUGACGUCGAAGCCUUGCUCAACAUGCGAGAGUUCUUCAAUUUCCUGCCGCUAAGCAAUAAGGAUCCCGCCCCCAUUAGGGAGUGCCACGACAGCAGCGAACGUCUGGUACACUCAUUGGACACCAUCGUCCCGUUUGAGACAACUAAAGCCUAUGACAUGUUGGACAUCGUUAAAACAAUAGUGGAUGAGAGCGACUUCUUUGAGAUCAUGCCCAACUACGCCAAAAACAUUGUGGUGGGAUUUGCCCGCAUGAAUGGACGCACUGUAGGCAUUGUGGGUAACCAGCCCAAAGUGGCUUCUGGUUGUUUGGACAUCAACUCCUCAGUGAAAGGAGCCCGCUUUGUACGCUUCUGCGAUGCCUUCAAUAUUCCCAUUAUCACCUUUGUGGAUGUGCCGGGCUUCCUGCCAGGUACGGCUCAGGAGUAUGGAGGCAUCAUCAGACACGGAGCCAAACUGCUGUAUGCCUUUGCAGAGGCCACCGUCCCGAAAAUAACCAUCAUCACCAGAAAGGCUUACGGAGGAGCCUAUGACGUGAUGAGCUCCAAACACUUGAGAGGAGACGUGAACUACGCCUGGCCCACAGCUGAGGUUGCUGUCAUGGGCGCCAAGGGUGCUGUUCAGAUUAUUUUCAGAGGAAAGGAGAACCAGGCGGAGGCGGAGGCCGAGUACGUGGAGAAGUUCGCCAACCCCUUCCCAGCUGCUGUCCGAGGUUUUGUGGAUGACAUAAUCGAGCCGUCGACCACUCGCAAGAAAAUCUGCAGAGAUCUGGAGGUCCUGGCCAGCAAGAAGCAGAUAAACCCCUGGAAGAAACACGCCAACAUUCCUCUGUGAAACACACCCAAACUGUUUCCACAUUAACACCACCUAACGGCUCGCGCCCAGGGAUUUUCCUCAUAUUGACUUUAAGUCCAAAAUGUAACUGAAGUGGUAUCCCGUGACGACAACUUGGACACUGCCAAGCACAUGUUUGUUUUCUUGUCAUUUUCCACUCCACUGAAAGCAGCACAUAAAGAGACACUCCCUGAUUUUGUCAGUGCUUAAUAGCAGCCCCAAAGUUCCCUUCCAGCUCACUGAUUAUGUUUUAAACUAUAAACUGUGAAAACAUUAACAUUAGGAUUCGGGGGAUAAUACUGCUCUGUAAACAAAAUCAGCACGUGUGUCUUUACAACCGUAGCAUUGAUGUGCAAAAUGUUGGUGGGAAAAUCACACAACUAAAGCCCAUGACAUUUUACAGUACCUAAACGUAAUAAUAUUGGUCACCACGAUGAAGGUAAAUUGUCAAGUCAGUAAUGGCCAUAUUGGUCACUUUUUGGGUAGGAUUUGACAUUUUGAGAACUGAAUUGUAUCUGAAAGGGCAGAUUACACAUCUCUGAUAAAACUACCAACUAAGAUCAUAGUCUGUUGCCAUGGACAGUGUUUCCAAUGUUGUGAAUGUACUGUAUUUAGUCGUUGAGGUUUCUGCUGUGUAUAGUAGUUUGUGCUUUCAGACACACUCCCUGUGUUUGGUGUCCUACGUUAAGGUAAAGAGAAGUCAUCCUUACAACCUGGAACUGUGCCUUUCUCUGGCAGGCUCUGCCAUUUGUAAAAUAAAUGGACUCAAUACCA
Molecule: messenger RNA, 2514 nt
Organism: Etheostoma cragini (Arkansas darter)
Lineage: Eukaryota; Metazoa; Chordata; Actinopteri; Perciformes; Percidae
Gene: pccb
Product: propionyl-CoA carboxylase subunit beta
Exons: 15
Coding region: 46-1740 (564 amino acids)
Cellular component (GO): mitochondrion
Molecular function (GO): propionyl-CoA carboxylase activity
Source: RefSeq, a predicted model, not a curated record